GAACCAAAUCUCUCUCUUCCAUUAUCAUAACUCACUCAAUCUCACCUUCUCCAUUCUCCAGCAACCAAACCCAUUUUCCUUUAUGGCAUCAUCAUCAUCAUCAUCAUCUCCAUCUUUAGGGUUCCAGGUUCAAAGGCGUGAACCGGAGUUGGUCAUACCAGCUAAACCCACACCCCAUGAAUUCAAGUAUCUCUCAGACAUUGACGAUCAAGAGGGUCUACGGUUCCAAAUUCCGGUGAUACAGUUCUACCGAAACGAGCCAACGAUGAGAGGGAAAGACCCAGUGACGGUCAUAAGGAAGGCAAUAGCAGAAGCUCUAGUGUUUUACUAUCCAUUUGCUGGUAGACUUAAGGAAGUGCAUGGCCGGAAGCUGGUGGUGGAGUGCACCGGUGAGGGUAUCGUGUUCAUCGAAGCCGACGCUGAUGUGAGGCUUGAACAGUUCGGUGAUGUGCUGCAACCACCGUUCCCAUGCUUGGAGGAGCUCUUAUAUGAGCCCCAUGGAUCGGGUGAUAUCCUUGGCUCCCCUCUCUUACUUAUUCAGGUGACCCGUCUGAUGUGUGGUGGAUUCAUCUUUGCUCUCCGGUUGAACCACACCAUGAGCGAUGCAGCUGGUUUGGUCCAGUUCAUGUCAGCUGUGGCUGAGAUGGCACGCGGAGCACAAGCUCCUUCUGUACCACCCGUGUGGAAGAGGGAGCUCCUUAACGCAGGGGACCCACCACGUGUGACUUUCUUGCACCAUGAGUACGAUGAAGUUUACGAUGAAGUGCCUGACACGAAGGGCACACUCACAGUCACCGACGACAUGGCCUACCGUUCUUUCUUCUUUGGCCCCUCUGAUGUGGCAGCUUUGCGGAAGCAUAUUCCUUCGCACCUACGCACGUGUUCUACGUUUGAGUUGCUGACAGCUUGCCUUUGGCGUUGCCGCACAAUCGCAAUCCAACCCGACCCGGAAGAGGACAUGCGUAUGAUUUGUCUCGUCAACGCACGUGCCAAGUUCCAACCACCACUUCCGGUUGGAUACUAUGGCAACGCGUUUGGUUUGGCGAUGGCAGUGUCAACGGCCGCAAAACUGCGUCAAAAUCAGUUAGGAUACGCAUUGGAAUUGGUGAAGAAAGCCAAAGCCGAGGUGACUGAGGAGUAUAUGAGAUCAGUGGCAAAUCUUAUGGUGAUGAAGGGGAGGCCCCACUUUACACUUGUGAGAACCUAUGUGGCUUCGGAUCUGACACGUGCGGGGUUUAGAGACGUGGAUUUCGGGUGGGGGAAAGCGAUAUAUGGUGGGGCAGCGAAAGGUGGUGUAGGAACAAAUCCAGGGCUGUUGAGCUUUUACGUACCGUUCAGGAACCAUAAAGGGCAAGAUGGGAUUGUAGUGCCGGUUAACUUGCCUGGGCCCGCAAUGGAGAGGUUUAUGAGAGAGAUUGAAAUCAUGCUCAAAGAACCUCCAUUGGAUCGGUAUGAUAAUACGAAGGCCGCUUUUAUAACAUCCUCUAUGUAA
Messenger RNA from Telopea speciosissima, 1492 nucleotides. Its product is annotated as benzyl alcohol O-benzoyltransferase-like. The transcript is spliced from 2 exons. The coding region runs from base 83 to 1492 and encodes 469 amino acids. The record is from RefSeq and is a predicted model, not a curated record. NCBI's taxonomy places the organism in Eukaryota, Viridiplantae, Streptophyta, Magnoliopsida, Proteales, Proteaceae.